Molecule: messenger RNA, 1299 nt
Organism: Tribolium madens (black flour beetle)
Lineage: Eukaryota; Metazoa; Arthropoda; Insecta; Coleoptera; Tenebrionidae
Product: reticulon-4-interacting protein 1, mitochondrial-like
Exons: 6
Coding region: 37-1170 (377 amino acids)
Cellular component (GO): mitochondrion
Molecular function (GO): oxidoreductase activity
Source: RefSeq, a predicted model, not a curated record
AUGUACAAAAUAUAACCUAACUAAUAAACGUCAAAAAUGUUGCAAAAAAUUAUGAACAAGACAGUUAUUUUUGCUUUAAAAGAGUGUCGUGCUGUAAGUACAAACGCAGUAAGAGUAAAGCUACGAGAACAGAAUAAAGCAAAUGCUUGGCAAGUGCAUUCUUAUGGGGACGUAAGUGAGCUCCAAUUUGGAAAGAUUCGUAUUCCACAAAUCCGGCAAUCGGACGAAGUUUUAGUUAAUGUGGAAGCGGCUUCUCUGAAUCCAAUAGAUAACUUAAUGCUAGGUGGUUAUGGAAGGACAUUGUUUCAAAUUCCUCGAAAAUUUGAAAUGGAACUUCCCCUAGUAUUAGGGCGUGAUUUUUGUGGGACUAUUAUUUAUAAAGGUCAUGAUGUUGGCAGCUCAUUUAGUGUUGGAGAUAAAGUUUUUGGUUUUAUACCCAUUCAUAAGCAAGGCAGUUUUUCUGAAGUUGUAGUUGCCAAUAAAGCACACAUUUGUAAGAAACCUAAAGGUUUGAAUGAAGCCGAAAGUGCGUCUUUGGUCUAUGCAACAAUGACAGCAUGGUCUGCACUUUUUCUUUUUGGCAAUUUGUUGGUGAAAGGUGCUAGAGGUACCCGGGUCUUAAUUUUGGGGGCUUCUGGAGGCGUAGGCACGGCAGCUGUACAGUUAUUAAAGUCCCAAGACUCCAUUGUGUAUGGGUCUUGUUCAACUGAUGCUGUGCCGCUGGUUAGGUCUUUAGGUGCCGAUUGCGUUUUUGAUUACAAAGAUCCAGAUUAUUUAAAAAAUGUUGAGACUGGAGGAUAUUAUCACAUCAUACUUGACUGUGCGAAAUUUGGCUAUGAAAAUGUACCAAAAACGUGGAAAUUCGGAACAUAUAUUACACUAAACUCGCCCUUACUUUUAAAUACAGAUAGAUAUGGGUUAAUAGGGGGGUUAUUAAAUAGCGCUGCGACUUUUUUGACUCAUAAUUUUAAACCACCUGKUGAAAAAAGAUGUCUCAUGUGGGGUUUUUUUGUGCCUUCUGGCAGCGGAUUUCAAUUUAUUAAUAAAUUAAUUAAGAAUGGACAAAUCACACCUAUGAUUCAUAAGCAGUUUAAAUUUGAAAAUUUACCAGAAGCUUUCCAGGAACUGAAUAAGGGACAUUUGAGAGGAAAAAUUGUUAUUACUUUGUAGAUAUAAAAAAUAAAAUUAAAACUGUUUCAUUGUUUUUGAGUAUUAGGUAAUAAUUCAUUCAAAAAUUUGUAUAACAAUAUCAAAGCUUUAUUUUAAAUAAAUACACUAAGCAAAAAUACAACAAAAAUU